AUGGACCCAGGCAAUCAAACCAAAGUGAGCGUCUUCAUCCUUGGGGGUGUACCAAACACUGCCCGGCUUCCCUUUCUCUUCUUCCUCAUCUUCACAACCAUCUACUUACUGACAGUGCUAGGGAACCUCCUCAUCCUAUUCACCAUUAUGGCUGAACCUCAACUUCAUGGUCUCCCCAUGUACUUCUUUCUCUGCAAUCUCUCUCUUCUGGACACCUGCCUGUCUUCUGUCACUGUGCCAAAAAUCCUGGCCAGUUUCAUAGCAUCUAGCUAUAGAACCAUCUCCUUUAGAGGCUGCGUCCUUCAACUCUACGCCUUCCACUUUCUGGCCAGCACUGAGUGUUUCCUCUAUACUGUCAUGGCUUACGACCGCUACCUUGCCAUCUGCCAUCCACUAAACUAUACCACGUUAAUGAACAGAAGAAUCUCCUUGGGACUCGUAGGUGGCACGUGGUUUACGGGUUCCUUUCAUGCGGCAAUACAUGCCAGUCUAACUUUCUGUCUGCCUUACUGUGGCCCUAACCAGGUUAAUUAUUUCUUUUGUGAUAUACCCCCUGUGCUAAAGUUGGCCUGUGCUGACACAACUGUGAACCAUGCCAUGAUAAGAAUAAACAUUGCUCUGGUGGGCACCGGUUGCUUUCUACUGAUAUGUAUUUCCUACACCUACAUAGCUUCUGCUAUUUUGAAAAUCCAAACCACGGAGGGAAGACAUCGGGCCUUCUCAACCUGUAGUGCUCAUCUCACAGUCGUGCUACUAUACUAUAGCCCCUCCAUUUUUAUCUAUAUGUGCCCAUCUUCAAGCCAAGCCACGUAUGGGAUAUUGGCUGUAUUCUAUGCCAUCAUCACCCCUAUGUUGAAUCCAUUCAUAUACACUCUGAGGAAUAAGGAAGUAAAAAGGGCUUUGAGGAAAUUGUUCGUUGGAUACCUGACUUCUCAGAAGAGAUAG
Molecule: messenger RNA, 945 nt
Organism: Python bivittatus (Burmese python)
Lineage: Eukaryota; Metazoa; Chordata; Lepidosauria; Squamata; Pythonidae
Product: olfactory receptor 10S1-like
Biological process (GO): G protein-coupled receptor signaling pathway
Cellular component (GO): membrane
Molecular function (GO): G protein-coupled receptor activity; olfactory receptor activity
Source: RefSeq, a predicted model, not a curated record